GCCAUCAUCAUAGGAAGCAACAUGCCACAUUACAAAGAUUAGCGCAAUAUAUGCACAUUAGCUAGCUCUCUGGAGUUGUGCUUCUUGUGUCUGAUGCAUAGAAUUCUUGACAAGAGCUCAACAUAAAUCAUAGGUAAUGUAAUGUAUUCUUAAACUAGUUGUAUCUUUUACUAUAUAGUUGUGGUCGUGUAUAUCAAAAUCUAGGACCAUAAAAAAAGAAACAAAAGAGUGGCAGUUAUGGGAAGAACAUGGGAGGCAUAACGACUAACCCACUAAGCUGAUUUCUCGUUAUUCCGAUUAGGCUCUCUUUGCAGAUAAAGUUAUGUGCAGAAUGCACAUUCUCAAUUCUCUUUUUGCCUUAUGAGGCUGUUUGUCGUUUCCUCACUCCCACAGCCAUUAAAAUAAUUCAUGCCUUGAGAUGAAACACCUUUUAGCAGACCUUCCACUAUCAAUUUUUAUUAUAUAUAGUAACAAUGUCUCUCUGAAUCUGCAUGCACUUCAAGGCCCAAACUUGGUUGAAAACUUGUUGCAAACUUUUUGUGUUAGUUUUAGUAUUAGUGCUCAGAAGCUAGAGACACUAGUGCUGCCUAAUUAGAGUCUCUUCAGUAGUUGGCUGUGAAAAUUUCUAGCUCAUGUUCUUGUCAAUUCCUGGUUGAAAAUGUUGAGAAUGAAGUAUUGUCACAUUUCAGCACUAGUGUUGUGCAUGUUUCUCCUUUCCUUAAUUCUUUCAAUCCAAGCUAGACAUCAUUCCCAUAAAAGACAGAGACAUUCACAUUCUCAUAAAUCAUCUAGAACUUUUGAUGUAACAAAAUUUGGAGCCAUUGGAGAUGGAAUAACAGAUGAUACAGAGUCAUUCAAGAUGGCAUGGGACACUGCCUGUGAAAGUGAAUCAGAAUUUAAUGUUAUUAUUGUUCCCAAAGGUUUCUCCUUCCUCAUUCGGCCCACUAUUUUCACUGGUCCUUGCCAUGGUUACUUAGUAUUGAAGGUGGAUGGAACUAUAAUGCCACCAGAUGGACCUGAUUCUUGGCCAAAGAACAAUACUAAGCGUCUAUGGCUGGUGUUUUAUAGAAUCAAUGGAAUGUCACUUGAAGGAGGUGGUUUAAUAGAUGGAAGAGGAGAUAAAUGGUGGGAACUUCCUUGUAAGCCUCACAGGGGACCAAAUGGAACAACUGCUCCUGGACCUUGUGAUAGCCCAAUGGCCAUAAAUUUUUUUAUGGGUUCCAACUUGACUGUGCAAGAACUUAGGGUCAGGGACAGCCCCCAGAUUCAUUUAAGAUUUGAUGCAUGCAGAAGUGUCCACAUUGAAUCUAUCCACAUAAAAGCUCCAAGACUAAGCCCCAACACUGAUGGAAUUCACAUAGAAAACAGCACUGAUGUCAAAAUAUAUAAUACUGUGAUUUCUAAUGGUGAUGAUUGUGUGUCCAUUGGAACCGGUUGCUAUGAUGUUGAUAUAAAGAACAUUACUUGUGGUCCUGGUCAUGGAAUCAGCAUUGGUAGCUUGGGAAAGUACAACUCUAGAGCAUGUGUUUCAAACAUUAAGGUGAGAGACUCAGUUAUUCAGAUGACAGAUAAUGGAGUUAGGAUCAAGACAUGGCAAGGUGGAUCAGGAUAUGUAUCAGGAAUAACAUUCAGCAACAUUCAUAUGUAUAAUGUUAGAAACCCCAUGAUAAUAGACCAAUUCUAUUGCCUCAAAGAGGGUGAAGUGUGCAGAAACAAAACCUCUGCAGUGGUUGUAUCAGACAUUCUAUACAGAAACAUAAAGGGAACAUAUGAUAUAAGGAGCCCUCCUAUGAGAUUUGCAUGCAGUGACAGUGUUCCAUGCACCAACUUAACCCUCUCAGAUAUUGAGCUUCUUCCUGAUCAAGGAGAUAUGGUUGUUGAUCCUUUCUGUUGGAAUGCUUAUGGUGAUCUCAGGACACAAACCAUUCCACCAGUUUUUUGCUUGCUUGAUGGAUUUCCUCAGUCCAUCUUGCACAAUGACAUAGCUCAUUGCACGCGGUAUUCAUGAGAAGUUUGAUUAUUGUCUCUGUUAACAAGAUAUGCCUUUUUAGAUCAAAACAAUUCAUUCAUGAUUUGCUUUUUUCUUUAGAUGAGCAUGUAUAUAUAAUUAGUAGCUAGGGAAGUAAUUUUGGAAUAUUGCAUGAUCUUGAAUGUUAUGUUGUAAUUGUUGGAAAUUAUGCCAGGGAAUGACAAGUGAUUUCAUACUUCA
Molecule: messenger RNA, 2209 nt
Organism: Arachis duranensis
Lineage: Eukaryota; Viridiplantae; Streptophyta; Magnoliopsida; Fabales; Fabaceae
Product: polygalacturonase At1g48100
Exons: 6
Coding region: 659-2008 (449 amino acids)
Biological process (GO): carbohydrate metabolic process
Molecular function (GO): polygalacturonase activity
Source: RefSeq, a predicted model, not a curated record